Molecule: messenger RNA, 3729 nt
Organism: Closterium sp. NIES-65
Lineage: Eukaryota; Viridiplantae; Streptophyta; Zygnematophyceae; Desmidiales; Closteriaceae
Source: the annotation of a GenBank genome assembly
AUGGACGUGACGUGGACGUGGACGUGGACGUGGACGUGGACGUGGACGUGGACGUGGACGUGGACGUGGACGUGGACGUGGACGUGGACGUGGACGUGGACGUGGACGUGGACGUGGACGUGGACGUGGACGUGGACGUGGACUGGACGUGGACGUGGACGUGGACUGGACGUGGACGUGGACGUGGACAUGGACGUGGACGUGGACGUGGACGUGGACGUGGACGUGGACGUGGACGUGGACGUGGACGUGGACGUGGACGUGGACGUGGACGUGGACAUGGACGUGGACGUGGACGUGGACGUGGACGUGGACGUGGACGUGGACGUGGACGUGGACGUGGAAAUGGACGUGGACGUGGACGUGGACGUGGACGUGGACAUGGACAUGGACGUGGACGUGGACGUGGACGUGGACGUGGACGUGGACGUGGACGUGGACGUGGACGUGGACGUGGACGUGGACGUGGACGUGGACGUGGACAUGGACGUGGACGUGGACGUGGACGUGGACGUGGACGUGGACGUGGACGUGGACGUGGACGUGGACGUGGACAUGGACGUGGACGUGGACGUGGACGUGGACGUGGACGUGGACGUGGACGUGGACGUGGACAUGGACGUGGACGUGGACGUGGACAUGGACGUGGACGUGGACAUGGACGUGGACGUGGACAUGGACGUGGACGUGGACGUGGACGUGGACGUGGACGUGGACAUGGACGUGGACAUGGACGUGGACGUGGACGUGGACGUGGACGUGGACGUGGACGUGGACGUGGACAUGGACGUGGACGUGGACAUGGACAUGGACGUGGACGUGGACGUGGACGUGGACGUGGACGUGGACGUGGACGUGGACGUGGACGUGGACGUGGACGUGGACGUGGACGUGGACGUGGACGUGGACGUGGACGUGGACAUGGACGUGGACGUGGACAUGGACGUGGACGUGGACGUGGACAUGGACGUGGACGUGGACAUGGACGUGGACGUGGACAUGGACGUGGACGUGGACGUGGACAUGGACGUGGACGUGGACGUGGACAUGGACGUGGACAUGGACGUGGACGUGGACGUGGACGUGGACAUGGACGUGGACGUGGACGUGGACGUGGAAAUGGACGUGGACGUGGACGUGGACGUGGACGUGGACGUGGACGUGGACAUGGACGUGGACGUGGACGUGGACAUGGACGUGGACAUGGACAUGGACGUGGACGUGGACGUGGACGUGGACAUGGACGUGGACGUGGACGUGGACAUGGACGUGGACAUGGACGUGGACGUGGACGUGGACGUAGACAUGGACGUGGACGUGGACGUGGACAUGGACGUGGACGUGGACGUGGACGUGAACGUGGACGUGGACGUGGACGUGGACGUGGACAUGGACGUGGACGUGGACGUGGACGUGGACGUGGACGUGGACGUGGACGUGGACGUGGACAUGGACGUGGACAUGGACGUGGACGUGGACAUGGACGUGGACGUGGACGUGGACGUGGACGUGGACGUGGACGUGGACGUGGACAUGGACGUGGACAUGGACGUGGACGUGGACAUGGACGUGGACAUGGACGUGGACGUGGACGUGGACGUGGACGUGGACGUGGACAUGGACGUGGACGUGGACGUGGACGUGGACGUGGACGUGGACGUGGACGUGGACAUGGACGUGGACGUGGACGUGGACAUGGACGUGGACGUGGACGUGGACAUGGACGUGGACACGUGGACGUGGACGUGGACGUGGACGUGGACGUGGACGUGGACGUGGACGUGGACAUGGACGUGGACAUGGACGUGGACAUGGACAUGGACGUGGACGUGGACGUGGACGUGGACAUGGACGUGGACGUGGACGUGGACGUGGACGUGGACGUGGACGUGGACGUGGACGUGGACAUGGACGUGGACGUGGACGUGGACGGGGACGUGGACGUGGACAUGGACGUGGACGUGGACGUGGACGUGGACGUGGACGUGGACGUGGACGUGGACAUGGACGUGGACGUGGACAUGGACGUGGACGUGGACGUGGACGUGGACGUGGACGUGGACGUGGACAUGGACGUGGACGUGGACGUGGACAUGGACGUGGACGUGGACGUGGACGUGGAAUGGACGUGGACGUGGACAUGGACGUGGACGUGGACGUGGACGUGGACGUGGACGUGGACGUGGACGUGGACGUGGACGUGGAAUGGACGUGGACGUGGACGUGGACGUGGACGUGGACGUGAAAUGGACGUGGACGUGGACGUGGACAUGGACGUGGACGUGGAAUGGACGUGGACGUGGACGUGGACAUGGACGUGGACGUGGACGUGGACAUGGACGUGGACAUGGACGUGGACAUGGACGUGGACGUGGACAUGGACGUGGACGUGGACAUGGACGUGGACGUGGACGUGGACGUGGACGUGGAAAUGGACGUGGACGUGGACGUGGACAUGGACGUGGACGUGGACGUGGACAUGGACGUGGACGUGGACGUGGACGUGGACGUGGACGUGGACGUGGACGUGGACAUGGACGUGGACAUGGACGUGGACUGGACGUGGACAUGGACGUGGACGUGGACAUGGACGUGGACGUGGACAUGGACGUGGACGUGGACGUGGACGUGGACGUGGACGUAGAAAUGGACGUGGACGUGGACGUGGACGUGGACGUGGACGUAGAAGUGGACGUGGACGUGGACAUGGACGUGGACGUGGACAUGGACGUGGACGUGGACAUGGACGUGGACAUGGACGUGGACAUGGACGUGGACGUGGACGUGGACAUGGACGUGGACGUGGACAUGGACGUGGACGUGGACGUGGACAUGGACGUGGACGUGGACGUGGACAUGGACGUGGACAUGGACAUGGACGUGGACGUGGACGUGGACGUGGACGUGGACGAGGACGUGGACAUGGACGUGGACGUGGACGUGGACGUGGACGUGGACGUGGACGUGGACGUGGACGUGGACGUGGACAUGGACGUGGACGUGGACGUGGACGUGGACGUGGACGUGGACGUGGACGUGGACGUGGACGUAGACGUGGACGUGGACGUGGACGUGGACGUGGACGUGGACAUGGACGUGGACUUGGACGUGGACGUGGACGUGGACGUGGACAUGGACGUGGACAUGGACAUGGACGUGGACGUGGACGUGGACGUGGACUGGACGUGGACACAUGGACGUGGACAUGGAGUGGACGUGGACGUGGACGUGGACAUGGACGUGGACGUGGACGUGGACGUGGACGUGGACGUGGACGUGGACGUGGACAUGGACGUGGACGUGGACGUGGACGUGGACGUGAACUUGGACGUGGACGUGGACGUGGACGUGGACGUGGACGUGGACAUGGACGUGGACGUGGACAUGGACGUGGACGUGGACGUGGACAUGGACGUGGACGUGGACGUGGACGUGGACGUGGAGGACGUGGACGUGGAGGACGUGGACAUGGACGUGGAGGACGUGGACGUGGACGUGGAGGACGUGGACGUGGACGUGGACGUGGACGUGGACGUGGAGUGGACGUGGACGUGGACGUGGACCUGGACGUGGACGUGGACGUGGAACUGGACGUGGACGUGGACGUGGACGUGGACGUGGACGUGGACGUGGACAUGGACGUGGACCUGGACGUGGACGUGGACGUGGACAUGGACGUGGACAUGGACGUGGACAUGGACGUGGACGUGGACGUGGACGUGGACGUAG